CAGUUUGUGACUAAGGUUGUUACUGAAGAAUCCUGGAGGCGGGGCUCAUCCCUGGAGGAAGACAGGACAGAGGCUCAGAGGAUCUCCAAGAGGAGAUGGAGCUCUGGGAAAAGGUCAAGGCCUCGACCACUCUCAGACUAUGGCCAGUUUGCCAGCCGAAGUUUGUCUAUUCCUGAAGACUCAAUUGCUGUGGACCCCCAGAAGGAGGACAUUGUGGACAGUGACCACCAGCUGAGCAUGGCCUCCACAGUCCCUGCAGACCAGAAUGCUGCCAUGGGCUGCCCCAAAGGAGGCCAGAGAAGACGCCCCAUCUCUGUGAUAGGUGGGGUCAGCUUCUAUGGGAACAGCCAGACAGAAGCAAUAGAGAAUCUUCUAACCCAACCAGCAGCCAGGCCUCCCGUGCCAGCUCACCAGGUGCCGCCCUACAAAGCGGUUUCAGCCCGAUUCCGGCCAUUCACGUUUUCCCAGAGCACCCCCAUUGGGCUGGACCGCGUGGGACGGCGGCGGCAGAUGCGAGCAUCCAAUGUUUCUUCAGAUGGUGGCACUGAGUCCUGUGCCUUAGUGGACGACAACGGCAGUGAGGAGGACUACAGCUAUGAAGAUCUCUGUCAGGCCAACCCCAGAUACCUGCAGCCAGGUGGGGAGCAGCUGGCCAUCAAUGAGCUGAUCAGCGAUGGCAGUGUGGUCUGUGCAGAAGCCUUAUGGGACCACGUGACCAUGGAUGACCAGGAACUGGGCUUCAAGGCAGGAGAUGUCAUCCAGGUUCUGGAAGCAUCUAACAAGGACUGGUGGUGGGGCCGGAACGAGGACAAGGAGGCCUGGUUCCCUGCAAGCUUUGUCCGAUUGCGAGUCAAUCAGGAAGAGCUGUCAGAGAACUCCGGCAGCACACAGGGUGAGGAGCAGGAGGAGGAUGCCGGCAAGACCCGCCACAAGCACCCUGAGAGCAAGCAGCAGAUGCGGACAAAUGUCAUCCAGGAGAUCAUGAACACUGAGCGCGUUUACAUCAAGCACCUCAAGGACAUCUGUGAGGGCUAUAUUCGACAGUGUCGCAAGCACACGGGAAUGUUCACAGUUGCACAGCUAGCCACCAUUUUUGGAAACAUUGAAGAUAUUUACAAAUUCCAAAGAAAGUUCCUGAAAGACCUUGAGAAACAGUACAAUAAAGAGGAACCUCAUUUAAGUGAAAUAGGAUCCUGCUUUCUUCAACAUCAAGAGGGCUUUGCCAUCUAUUCCGAGUACUGUAACAACCACCCGGGCGCCUGUGUGGAGCUGUCCAGCCUGAUGAAGCAGGGCAGGUACCGGCACUUCUUCGAGGCCUGCCGCCUGCUGCAGCAGAUGAUCGACAUCGCCAUUGAUGGCUUCCUGCUUACGCCUGUGCAGAAGAUCUGCAAAUACCCUCUGCAGCUGGCCGAGCUGCUCAAGUACACCACGCAGGAGCACAGUGACUACAACAAUAUAAAGGCAGCCUACGAGGCCAUGAAGAAUGUAGCCUGUUUGAUCAAUGAGCGCAAACGCAAGCUGGAAAGCAUAGACAAGAUAGCGCGGUGGCAAGUGUCCAUCGUAGGCUGGGAGGGACAGGACAUUUUAGACCGAAGUUCAGAACUGAUCCAUUCUGGGGAGCUGACCAGAAUCACUAAGCAAGGCAAGAGCCAGCAGCGGACAUUCUUUCUGUUUGACCACCAGCUUGUGUCCUGCAAGAAGGACCUACUGCGCAGGGACAUGCUCUAUUACAGGGGCCGCAUGGAUAUGGAUGACAUGGAGCUCGUGGACCUGGAGGACGGGCGGGACAAGGACUGGAACCUCAGUGUGAAAAAUGCCUUCAAGCUUGUCAGCAAAACCACGGAUGAGGCUCAUCUAUUUUGUGCCAAGAAACAAGAAGACAAGGCAAGGUGGCUGCAGGCUUAUGCCAAUGAAAGGAGACGGGUGCAGGAGGACCAGGAAAUGGGAAUGGAAAUUUCCGAAAACCAAAAGAAACUUGCCAUGCUAAAUGCUCAAAAGGCGGGACAUGGGAAAUCCAAAGGCUACAGCGGAUGCCCCGUGGCCCCGCCGCACCAGAGCUUGCAUCCCAUCCACCAGCGCCAUGUCACCGUGCCCACCAGCGUCCCUCAGCAGCAGGUCUUCUCCCUGGCAGAACCCAAGCGGAAGCCGUCGCUGUUCUGGCACACCUUCCAUAAACUCACCCCCUUCAAGAAAUGAAGGCGGGAGGGCCGCAUGUCCACUGAGGUGGCCGUGAAGAGGACCUUAUUGUUCCUUCUGUGCUCAACCCAAGGACGGACGGUCUGUUGUACCCAGUGCUGGAACUGCUUUUGGGGAUGCAGAAAGAUGAGAAGGACUUGGGCUCCCCUCAGUCCCAGAGACCAGCUGCCUCCUUGGAACAGGGAGAAGGUGAUGAUGCUUCCAUGUACACAGGAACCUUCUGUGACCUGUGCUGAGGUGGCCGAGACCAAGAAACUGGUGAUACGCUCUAAAGUGAGCGCUGGGCAGUGACCCUGCCAGCCUCGCUGAUGACGAGUGCUGGUGCUACAGCCCAGGCCCAAGUGCUGCGAGGAAGGGCAAGAUGGCUUGGCAUGUUUGCAUUUGAUUUGAAGGGAAUGGUCGUCCUGGGGUUGGGACCGUACUGCCCGUCACUGGCACGGGUAAGCUGUUCCUCUUUUCCAUAGUAUUAGGGGACUUGGUGCAGACGUGUUACCUGGUGUCAUCUGAAUCCACACAGUUGCCAAAUGGUAGUUAGCAGGCUUCAUCUUGCCAAGCUGGAGGGACAAGCAGGAUGAGCCUCUCACAGGGAGCUCUGCAAUGCAGAGCGACUUCAGCCCCCUAAGUAUAAGGCCGCUUCCCAGGGAGGGAGGCAGGGGCAUCCUGCGGCGGGCUAGAUCAGUCCUUCUCAAGUCAGAUGCUCUCCUGCCCACAGGCAGUGUGGAACCCCAUGAGCAGAAACCGUGUCUACUGGCAAGUCAUAACCUAAAAGUUCUAUUCAGAAAUAUCUGUUUGCAAUAUAAAACCUAUAAAACCCAUUUACUUUAGUUUUAUGAUCAAGGGAAUAUGCAGAUGCACUGAUUGAAAGGCAUUCUCAUUCCACCAGUUGUUCGUGGCCCCGGCACCAAUUAAGUUAGAUGACUUUGACAUCCCCCUGAGAAAGCAUGAGCUUCACAGUAGUCUAGUUGCUGGCAUGCGUAGCUCACUUGGUUGCAUUAACCCAAACAGUAGUGCUAACUGUGCCAUUAUUAGCAUGUCAAGUGGUUUCUGAGGCUUCCCUCUUUAUAAAAGAAACCUUAACAAAAUAUAUCUAGACUCGAGAUAGCAGUCUUUUUGUAACGAGGGCCACAUGGGCUGAUACCUAUCAACAGUUUUCUCCUAGUCUUUGUCUAUGUUGUACAUUUUGAUGAAAAUAACUUUUCUCCAAUGUGUUGGAGAAGACAGACUCUAAAGAGAGAGGCCAUUGUAAUGGACUUAGUGCACUGGACCAGGGGGCAGGGAUUGUAUGACACAAUUUGUGGUUUUCUAUUUGAAAAUCUUCUUUUUUGUAUGCUACUCUCAAAAAGUUCUUUUUUCUACUAGACCCAUGCUUGAGAAUAAACAGACCUGUACUGUCAGACACAGAGGUGUAAUCUGAGUCUCUGGGCGUGUGGUUCAUCCCCUCCCUCACCCUCUCCCAUGCCCAGAACUGUUCCUGAAGGAAGUCACAUCCUGCAACAAGAAGACACCAUCCUGGGCCUCUCCAGGAAGGCUUAGAGCAGCAACAUGUAAACGUUUGUCAGGAAAUCGUCCCUGUUCUUGAGCACCUCCAUGUGCCCACUUCCAGGCAGUGUUGCUGGAAGGCCAUGCUGCUCCAGGCCAGUGUCCCUGGGCCGUUUCUGUAAACCUUCUAGUGAGUGUCCCAGGAUAGAGGCUGCUUCUGUGAGGAGGUUUCUCAGGAUGUGCUGUAACUGCAUGUGCACAUGCAUGUGUGUUUCAAUUUUGAAUAGACAUCUCAAUUUAGUUGCGUUUAUGUAACUGACAUUUUUGCUAACAAAAAUGAUACAUUUUAUAAACUAUGCUAAAUAUGCUUUUUGUGGACCCCUCAGCAAUAACUGUAGGGGUCUCUGUGCUAAUAGAGUUGUUUGUAUAUACAGCAGUUUUGAACAAUUGGUUGUGUUUUUUUUUUUUUUUAAUACAAGAGAAUUAUGUUAAGGAAACAGAAUUUGCUUAGGUUAUAUUUUUAGUGAGGACUCAGCAAGUAAAGAACAACUCAGAAGGCUUCCACUUACUAAUAUUUAUUAAUGAGCAAUGAAGAAAUACUUUAAGUUCUGAGAUGAGUCCUGAUUUAUUUCCCAGCUGAGCCCUAACUUUGGUCCCCACCUCUCGCUCAGUGGGGUCCCAACAGGAGCAGGAAGCUCGGAUACCAGAGCCCUUAGGGCCCCCAGGCUGCCCUGUCAGCUCUGUACUGUGUGAGAAUCACCUGGUCAAAUACGAGUUCUGGGUGGAUCCUGGUGAUUUUGAAAACUGCUAAAAUAGAUUUAAAAUGAUAGAAUGUCCUUUGACUUCUUUAAGUCUGUAUGUCCAGUUUCGGUGGUUUUACCAAAUGCCUGAGUUCUAUAAAGAACAGAUGGCUCAAGCAUUCUGAUUCUGGUUUGCCAAACUUCUUUCUUGUUCCACUCAGAAAGUAGAGAGAAAAAUAAAGAGCCUUCUAUACAGAUUAUGUAUGACUUUCUUUGGGUAUCUCGCUUUCUGUCUUCUCUCUUUUUACCCUACAUUGCGUAAUAUGGUGGACCAAAAGAAAAAAAGAUGAUAGAGACUUUUGAUGAAUUUCACUAAUACUGUUAUUCAUAUUUCAGAAUUUGCCAACCGUUUUGAAAGACAGUUGCCAUGGCCUUGGGUCAAGAGCAACCUUCAUCAGACCUAAGGCAUAGGGCAGCCUCGCAGUGCUAUAAGCUGCCAUAGAGUAGAAUAUUUAUAAAGUCCUGGAGAAGCAGCAUUCUUUGUCUUUGGCCUGCAAACUGGAAAGCUUUGCCCAGCAGCUGCCCAGAGCUUUGAUGAGACCAUCUGCAUAGUUUGUUUUGAGUAGAUCUGAUCUAUUUGUCCUCUGGUCAGAUCUGAUUUUGUAGUUUAAAACAUUUCACUUCCAUCUCCCCACUAUUUCUGAAUAUUGUUGUGUCUUUGUAUACCUGAUCUAGAUGAAGACUAACUCUGUGCCUGUUCAGAAAAAUCCCCCUCCAACAGACAGUGCUGUUUUCUAGACAGAGCAGAAGUGCACUUAAUUGAAAAUUUGGUUCACAGUAGAAAUCAUUUGUAAAAUCCAGGUGGUGCUGUAUUUUAUCAGUUGGAAGUCUUUAUAUUGCCCAAAUUGCUGAUACUCCCCAAUAAAAUCAACUUACUUAGCCAGAGAACAGCCUGAUUACCUGGAGUUUGGGGGGAAAUUGCUGACGAGAGAAACAGAUGUGUCUCUCCCAGGACAGUGCCAGCAAGCGUGAAUAAAUGUCCUUUCAAGGCUACAGGACACAAAACAACGAGGUUAAACCGCACAAAAACAAUUGUCCCUGUAAUAAGCUUAUCCUACAGAUUGUUCUCCUUGUUAAAAUUCCACGUGGCUAAUGCUGCUCUCAGGAUGGAUGUGGUAAAGUAGAAUUUAAAAGAUUUGGGGAAAAACAAAACAAAACUGUCUGAUGUUGAAAAACCCAAAAGUUUAAAUAUUUGAUGCAAAUAUACUUAGCGACAGUACAUGUAACAAUAUUGCUUAUAAUUAUUCCAUGGGCAUCAACAUUUGUAUUUAGAAAGUACUUAACUUGAUUCUGUGAUUUCAUAAUUGGUCAUUUUUGUAAGUAUUCACAUCAUUCAUGUUUGACUUACCUACCUACUUUGCAAGGCUUUGGGUAACCUUUUCAUUUUAACUCAUCGGUGUCAAGAUGGUGUAUCCGUAUAAGUUGUGACAGCUUCCAAACUGAUGACUUGGCUGUUGACCUCUGAAAGAUGUUGAACAAGAUUGCUGUAACUUGAUAUGUAUUUUUGUUGAAUGAAGUUUUUGUAAAAAUUUAUAUAUAUAUAUUUACAAUGUUAUUUGAAUAAUUUCUUGUAAAUGCUGUGAAUCUAUAUUUGUUGUUUUGUAUCUGUAUAUUAAACUUAAUUUGCCAAACUGGUUCUAGUAAUGCA
This is a messenger RNA of Miniopterus natalensis, 6123 nucleotides long. Lineage: Eukaryota; Metazoa; Chordata; Mammalia; Chiroptera; Miniopteridae. The record is from RefSeq and is a predicted model, not a curated record.